CCUUCUUAAUUACGAAAUUGCCAGUCAUGAGUCUGACAAGUGAUAAGCUCCUAGGUUCACUAUCAUACCCGCGUGUACAUAGACAUCGACUCAAUGGUUAAAUUUUUAGUUGUUAUAGUAUAUGGAUAGCCCUGAACCCGUUAACGUAUUAAAGUUUGAUUUUACAAAGACCCACUAUGGGAACGUACCUCCAAAAUGAUUAGGAGAAAGUGAUGAGUGUUAUGGGAGAGAACUUAGUGGGGAGAUCGCACUUUGAGGAUCUUUUGAUUUUGUCUUUUUGAUGGAGUUCUAAAAGAUAGUUCAAGAAGAAUCACAUGUCACUGUACUUUGUAGGUAUAAUCCUAUUCCAUUUCAAAUUGACUUCUCAAUCUGUUUUCCUUUUAUAGAAUAGUGGGGAGCUAUAAAUGGUGGGGGAGGCAAAGCAUGCAUAAAUAUCAAAACUAUAUCUUAAGCUGGCAACAGAGGAAAGUGUACAUUAUCUUUGCUUCUGACGAAGUGAUUCAAAAGUGUUGUUGAUGUCUAAAUCCUAUGUGUUUGGAGCAUGAAAUAUACCCACAUCAAUGAUGAGACAGUGACACUCAUUAAGUCAUGUUGUUUGAGUGGGAAAUACUUUCAGUUGCGAGACAACAAAAGACUAUGAGAUUUUGGAACAUUCUUCACCGUUGAGCAUAAGUUAUUUAGCACACGUAUUGUUUUAAAAAACAUUUUAAAUUUCAGUUAUUUUUAUGUCCAUCAAACAAAACCGGUGAAAAGUAUCAUUAAAACUAUAUAUUGUAUUGAGGUUUAUAUUGAAAAUCAGGCUACUUGAACGAGUUAUUCCUACUUUGUUAUAACAAAAUAUAAUGGAGAAAAUUAAUAUUAAUUUCAACAAACAUGAAAAUGCCAUUUGGCUCGAGAUAACAGAACCUUACUGCCAAAUAUGGACCACCACCUCUAGCACGCCCAAAAAAAACCUUCCUCACUGCCUAUAAAUUGGACAUUUUCACGAUUUUGAAGUAAAACUACAUAGAACCUCAGAGAAAUACAUAAAAAGAGUUCUAACUAAUGGCUAAUCUACUUUGGUGUAACACUGCCAUUUUCUUGUUGGCCUCCUUGUUUCUUGCUGACAAUGCUACUAAUAUUGAGGCCUUGAAACACUCCCACAGUAGAAUCACGAAUCAACCUUACCGGACCGGUUAUCAUUUCCAGCCUCCUAAAAACUGGAUGAACGAUCCUAACGGGCCUAUGAUAUACAACGGAGUCUACCAUCUCUUCUACCAAUGGUACCCAAACGGCGCCGUCAUGAAAGUCAACGAGAUCGUGUGGGGCCACGCAACAUCAAAGGACCUCAUUAACUGGACCCCACAUUCCCCAGCUAUCAAACCAUCUCGACCGUCCGAUAUCAACGGCUGCUGGUCUGGUUCCGUCACGGUUCUCCCCAGUGGCAAACCCGUAAUUCUCUACACCGGCAACGACGUUAACAACCACCAGGUCCAAAACCUAGCCAAACCCAAAAACCUCUCCGACCCGUAUCUCCGGCACUGGACCAAAUCUCCGGUGAACCCUCUCGUGACACCCAACGCCGUCAACCACGUCAACUCCACCUCGUUUCGCGACCCGACCACCGCGUGGCUCGGCCGGAACGGACGGUGGCGGAUGAUCACCGGAAGCCAGGAAGGUCGCCGUGGACUAGCUCUUCUCUACACGAGCCGCGACUUCAUCAGCUGGAAGCAGUCGGCGAAGCCUCUUCACUACAACGACGGCUCAGGAAUGUGGGAGUGUCCUGACUUUUUCCCGGUCGGGACAACCACUUCACACGGAGUAGAUACAUCGUCGUUUAGUGUGUCCGUGAAACACGUGCUUAAAGUGAGUUUAUCAGACACAAGUCACGAUUACUACACGAUUGGUACGUACGACCAAGUGAAAGAUCAGUAUGUACCCGACGAUGGUUUUGUUCAGGACGUUACGGCUCCGAGGUAUGAUUACGGUAAAUUUUACGCGUCGAAGACUUUUUACGACUCGGUUAACCGACGGAGGAUCUUGUGGGGUUGGGUCAACGAGUCGUCGCCGGAGAAGGAUAACAUCAAAAAGGGUUGGGCCGGUUUGCAGGCAAUUCCAAGGAAGAUAUGGCUUGACGAAUCAGGAAAGAGACUGAUGCAAUGGCCGGUUAAGGAAAUAGAGAGGUUACGUACAACGCAAGUCAAGUGGGAGAGCAAGGUUUUGAAGGGAGGAGGAUCUUUAGUUAACGUGCAUGGGGUCACAGCUUCACAAGCAGAUGUGGAGGUUUUGUUCAAGGUGAGUGGUUUAGAGAAGGCAGAUGUGAUUGAACCGGGUUGGACCGAUCCCCAGUUGAUUUGCAGUCAGAAGAAUGCAUCGUCGGUUAAUUCCGGUUUAGGUCCAUUCGGUUUGAUGGUUCUGGCCUCCAAGAACUUGGAAGAGUACACAUCGGUCUAUCUCAGAAUUUUCAAAGCUAGUCAGAAGAGUAAGGACCAUGUGGUGGUCAUGUGUAGUGACCAAAGCAGAUCGAGUUUGGACAAAGAGAAUGAUAAAACAUCGUAUGGUGCAUUUCUUGAUGUAUCUCCUUACCAACCAAUCUCUCUCAGGACUUUGAUUGAUAAUUCAAUAGUGGAGAGUUUUGGUGGGAGAGGAAAAACAUGUAUUACCUCAAGAGUCUACCCAAAAAUAGCAAUAGGAGAAAACACACAUCUCUUUGUUUUUAACAAUGGAUCUCAGAAUGUUAAUGUUUUAAGCCUAAGUGCUUGGAGCAUGAAGUCUUCUCUCUAAAUCACUUCUUCAUAUUACGAGAGAUUCUUGAAACUCUUGGUGUAUCUGUAAUAAAUAAAACGAUAUAUAAACUAGAGAUUGUGACGCUC
This is a messenger RNA of Brassica rapa (field mustard), 2852 nucleotides long. Its product is annotated as beta-fructofuranosidase, insoluble isoenzyme CWINV5. Gene Ontology annotation, biological process: carbohydrate metabolic process. The record is from RefSeq and is a predicted model, not a curated record. Gene Ontology annotation, molecular function: hydrolase activity, hydrolyzing O-glycosyl compounds. Lineage: Eukaryota; Viridiplantae; Streptophyta; Magnoliopsida; Brassicales; Brassicaceae.